This is a messenger RNA of Synchiropus splendidus (mandarinfish), 4418 nucleotides long. It is a transcript of the gene ppp6r2a, whose product is annotated as protein phosphatase 6, regulatory subunit 2a. Gene Ontology annotation, cellular component: cytosol; nucleus. Bases 871 to 3492 code for a protein of 873 amino acids. NCBI's taxonomy places the organism in Eukaryota, Metazoa, Chordata, Actinopteri, Syngnathiformes, Callionymidae. Gene Ontology annotation, molecular function: protein phosphatase binding; protein phosphatase regulator activity. The record is from RefSeq and is a predicted model, not a curated record. The transcript has 24 exons.
UUCAAUGAGCAUAUUUUAAAAGUAAAAAGAGGGCAGACAGUACAAAGCCAUACAGUCAUCGAUUACAUUAACUUCUGUGAGGUUAUAAUAUCCAUCUGAACAGCCGCCAAUCAAUGAUAAAUAGGCAUGAAAAGGAAAGAUAGAAUGAGUAAUGGGUAGCACGUCGUCCAUUUGAUUUAAUAGAAGGAAUAAAAGAACCAACUGUAGGGACCAGAUGAACUGCAGAACAGUUCCAGUACAGUACUUCAAGUCUGAGCGCGUCCCCGUGUCUGCCAAGUGCUCGCUCUCGUGAGCAUGGCCGCCAUUUUGAUUGGAAAAAUAUGACUGAGUUUUUUUUUUUUACUGCUUUGCAUGCUAAACUUAGCAUUCUAACAGCCUAAAGCUCAACUAACUCGUGGUGGUGGUGACGCUCUAAGGCCAUUAAUGUUGGACAAAUGUCUCUUGUUUGAUCCCGCAGCCACGUUUGUGCGCUAACUUCAGCAGGCUAACAGUAGCCUGACCCCUUCUUCAAAACAAAUCACUCAUAGGCUAAUGUGUGGCAGCUAACGCUGCUAGCUCUCAGUUAGCCCGACUGCUAUUGACUUAGAGGUUGACGGCUUGACGGGGAAAAAAAACUUCCUACAAGAAUUGAACCAGCGCACGAAGGACAUACUUAUUGACCUUAAACCUAAGGGUAUGGUGAGUCUCUCAGUGUCUCAGCUCCUAAAGAGGCCUGUGUCUUAAGAAGAGACCCAUGCUGAUAAAUGCCAGGCCUCGCCACACUCUUUGUCGUCUGCACAAACACAAAUGCCUGCCUGCCCAAGGGGGAGGUCUGAUUAAAGAUAUCUACGUUUUAUCCUCUGGGUUGUGCCCCCCUUCCCAGCGGCAAUCAUGUUUUGGAAGUUUGACCUGCACACUACCUCCCACAUUGACCAGCUGCUGGACAGGGAGGACGUGACACUGAGGGAGCUGAUGGAGGAGGAUGACGUCCUACAGGAGUGCAAGGCCCAGAACCGACGUCUGCUGCUCUUCCUCUCCCAGGAUCACUGCAUGCAAGAGCUGGUCAGCCUCAUUACGACAGAGCCUCCCGAGGACCUGGAGGAGAGGAGUCGCUUCAAGUUUCCCAAUAUUGCCUGUGAGCUCCUGACCUCUGAUGUGUCCAUCAUCAAUGAUAAGUUGGGCGGGGACGAGUCUCUACUUGAGAUGUUGUACCACUUCCUGGAGCAAGACCCGCCUCUUAACCCGUUACUUGCAAGCUUCUUCAGCAAAACCAUCGGGAAUCUUAUUGCCAGGAAAACUGACCAGGUGAUUGCGUUCCUGAAGAAAAAGGAAGGCUUCAUUGGUCUGGUGCUGAAACAUAUAGAUGCCUCUGCCAUGAUGGACCUACUGCUCCGUCUCAUCAGUUAUGUGGAGCCUGCUCCUUUGAGGCAGGAUGUUCUCCAUUGGCUGAACGAGGAGAAGUUAGUCCAAAGACUUAUAGAACUCAUCCACACAGGUCGAGAUGAGGAGAGACAAUCAAACGCGUCUCAAACGCUUUGUGACAUCAUCCGCCUUUGUAGAGACCCGUCCAAUCAGAUGCAGGAGAACGUGGAGGGUGACCCACUAUUGACCGUGCUCGAGUCGCAAGAGACUGUCGCCGAACUCCUCAAAAACAUGUUUGAGGGGGAGAGGAGCGAGGCCUCCAUCGUUAAUGGAACUCAAGUGCUACUUACCUUACUGGAGACCAGGAGGUCAGGGUUGGAAGGGCUAAUGGAUCUGUAUUCUCAGGGUUAUGAAAGGUCUUACACUGUCAACAGCAGUAUUUUAAAUGCCAUUGAGCCCCAUUUAAAAGACUUCCAGCAACUUCUUAUGGAUCCCCCAAAGAAAAGUGCAAUAUUGACGACUGUUGGUGUCCUGGAGCAGCCACUCGGGAAUGCUCGUCUACACGUGGCCCGUCUGGUGGCUGCUCUGCUGCAGACCAAUGCCCCCAAUAUCUGCCAGGAGCUCUGUAACCUGGGCACAAUGGACCUACUACUGGAUCUGUUCUUCAAAUACACGUGGAAUAACUUUUUGCACUUCCAAGUGGAGCUGUGUGUGGCAGCCAUCCUGAACCACCCUGCCUCAGGGGAGCAGCCCAGCCAAGGCCUGCAGAACCACAAUGAGAAAUCCACCCCGCCGGGUCCCGAAGGCAAGGCCGAGACAGGAGAACCGAGCGGGACCACUGACCCACAGACCUCUAUUCACAACGCCCUGGUGGCACAUCUCUUCCAGAACUGUCGACUGGUACAAAAGAUCCUCGAUGCUUGGGAAGAGAACGACAAGAUACAGGCAGAUGGUGGCACCAGGAGAGGAAACAUGGGUCACCUGACAAGAAUUUCCAACAUGGUCGUCCAGAACUUGGAGAAAGGACCAGUACAGGCCCAGAUUUGUGACCUCAUCAAAGAACUGCCUGAAGACUGCAGAGGUCGCUGGGAGAGUUUUGUUGACGAGACAUUGAGAGAAACUAACCGGAGGAACACAGUGGAGUUGGUCAGCACACACAACAUGCACUCAUCCAGUGAGGACGACGACAUGGAGAGCCCCUUCCCCAAUGACCUGUCUCUGCAGCAGGCCUUCUCUGACUAUCAGAUCCAACAGAUGACAGCAAACUUUGUGGAUCAAUUUGGCUUCAAUGACGAGGAGUUCAGCGACCAUGAUGAAAAUAUCAAUGCCACAUUCGACAGAAUUGCAGAGAUCAACUUCAACCUGGACGCCGACGACAACAGUGCCAACGCUGCAGCUUUCGAGGCCUGCUGUAAAGAACGGAUACAGCAGUUCGACGACGCCGAGGAAGAGGAGGACAUCUGGGAGGAGAAGGAGAUAAACUAUGCAACACAAGCAAAAACUAGAACGAGGUUUGGAGUUUCGCAAACCUCAGAGAGCAGCUCCAGGGGCAGCAUGGAGAAUGGAGGUCGGGAGCGAGACUGCGGGUCAGACUCCGACGAGGAUGAGAACACAGAGGAGAACACAUCAGAAGGAGGUCCAGGGUGGACGGCGAAUUUUCGAGACUCCGGGGGAACCACUGAGACUGUCAGCCCGUCUGGUUGGGAGAUGAAUGCUGGAAAUGGGACAGGUGCCCAGGAGACGGGCUGGGCCAACUUCACAGAGUUCCAACCCUUCUCUGGUGACUCUGAGCAGAGGUGCAGUUCUCCUGUGGACUCCGGCGACACGGCCAAACCAAACCAAGAGACUGCCACGUCCGAAAGCAGCCCGUGUGCAGGAGCCGAUGUUGGCACGGCAGACAAACCUGGAGGCAGAGCCUCUCCAGCUGCUGACGCGUCCUCAGGAUCACCAGACGCCCUGAGCAACAAGACAGCUGACCUCAAAAGUGAGGAGACGUUGGCGUCUCUGGAGAAACUCUCUCUCACCGACGCUCCUCAAGAAUCUGAGCAGCAAAACAAACCAGCUGAGGAUUCACCAGAAAUCACACAGAGCGACAGGAAAGAGGACACGCCCCGUCCGCAGCAGGAAGUGUCGGCGAACGGACCGCUGUGAUUGGUUGGCGGCGACCUGGUCCAGCAGCAGCAGCAACGGCGGCCCCGUCGGCCCCGCCCCCUCCUGCCUCGUCCAGAGUGACUCACCUCACCGCCGUUUCUACCGAAUCACUCUGCCAUGUUAUUGGAGCCGGACACUGCCAGUCAAGACCGAGGCGGCCCAACCUGUACAAAUCUCUAUAAAAUACACCCGGCGGAGCGGACGCCUUCUCUUCUCUUCUGAUGUUGCACACGUGCAGUUUCAAUGUAGCAGCAGCCACCUGCAAAACCGUGGCCAGCGUUAUUUUUUUACGUCCUGGAAGAUUUCUCAGCUGCACGUCGCCGGCUCCACUUCCAACCCCCGUAACAGCCCCGUUCCCCUUUAUCGGCUCGGCUUCUUGGAGAGCACUUAGGCGGCCGCGGACGUGACGGCUCGCCGCCGCGACGGCUCGCCGCCGCCUCAUCGCCACCUGCCAGGAUCAGCUCCCAUAGUAUUACUGUCUCCCGCUCAUGUGCAAUAACGUCACUUUGCCAUUUUUAUUUAAAUUGAAUAUCUUGCUGAUUUGGACCUCUGAUUUCCUCUCACGCAUGUUUAACCGCGUCGACCUAGCUAGUGAGCUAAGACCUUCUGAUUGUAUCGACUUUUUAAUUUCUUCUCUCCCCUCCAAAUCAACCAAACAUUAUCUACCUAUAUUCAAAUAUUGUCUUUUUUUAAGUCGUUUUACAAGCAAUCCGAGAUUUAUCUGUUUUUGUUUUCUCUCUCUCUCUCUCUCUCUCUGCAUGAGUGCUGGGAAGAGACGUCUUUCUUUUUAUUCCCAUCUAAGCUGCAGGGUUGGAGCGAGGGCAGGUCUUCUGGUGUGACUCACUGAUGUGGUUUGACAGCGUUUCAGGUUCUGCCAUUAUUGUUCCAAAUUAAUAAUAUUAAAAGUGUCUGGUUGACAGCAUUAA